GCAGUGUCUCCAUGAAGAGCAGCUCGUCUAUGGAAAACAUUGCUAGUUUUGGAGACGGAAAUCAGUCUACUGAGCCAAGACAACAACAGGGGAGGUCAACGGUUACCAGUGGUCAGUCUGUCCAGCAGCAACAGACAGAGUUGAAGCGGAUCAAGGAGAAGGCACACGCUUUUCUAGACAAGGAGGUGGAGAAGCUCUGGAGGGAUCUCUUCCCAGAUUGCCCACAAUGCUCAGAGAGUCAGCGGGAGGAGGAGGUGCAUGGUGAGGAAGUGGAGCAUAGGAGACGUGCCAGAAAGGGAGUUGUAGACAUCACACGGCUCUGCAUGAAGCAGUUGAAGCUGGAGGAGCUGGCAGACACGUUGUGGAGCAAAACUGUUGCUGCUGAAUGCCAACAUAAGACCAAGUACCAUCUGAAGCAGAAGCACAAGUGUGUGUUUGAGGGAAUAGCUAAAGCAGGAGAGUCAAGACCUCUGAAUGAGAUCUACACAGAACUCUACAUCACAGAGACAGGCAGUGGAGAGGUCAACCAGGAACAUGAGGUCAGAAUGAUUGAAACAGCUUCCAGGAAACCAUCCAAGGAGGAAACACCGAUAAAAUGUCAAGACAUCUUUAAACCCUUACCUGGACAAGAAAAAGAAAUCAGGACAAUAAUGACAACUGGAGUGGCGGGCAUUGGUAAAACCGUCUUAACACUCAAGUUCACUCUGGACUGGGCUGAAGCCAAAACCAACCACGACAUAGACUUCACAUUUCCCAUCACUUUCAGAGAGCUGAAUUUACUGAAAGAUAAAAAGUUUAGCUUGGUGGAACUUAUUCAUCACUUCUUUAUUGAAACCAAAGAAGCAGGAAUCUGCAGUUACGAUCGGUUCCAAGUUGUCUUCAUCUUGGAUGGUCUGGAUGAGUGUCGACUUCCUCUGGACUUCCAGGCAACCCCGGUGUGGUCUGAUGUCACAGGGUCCACCUCGGUGGACGUGCUGCUGAUAAACCUCAUCAGGGGCGACCUGCUUCCCUCCGCUCGCAUCUGGAUAACCACACGCCCUGCGGCAGCCAAUCAGAUCCCUGCUGAGUGUAUUGACAAGAUGACAGAGAUGAGAGGGUUCACCGACCCCCAGAAGGAGGAGUACUUCAAGAAGAGAUUCAGAGACGAGAAGCUGGCCAGCAAAAUCAUCUCCCACAUCAAGAAAUCCCGAAGCCUCCACAUCAUGUGUCACAUCCCAGUCUUCUGUUGGAUCACUUCUACAGUUCUGGAGGACCUCUUCAAAACAUACCAAACAGGAGAAGAGAUGCCCCAUACCAUGACUCAGAUGUACAGCCACUUCCUUAGGGUUCAGUCCAUACAGGGGGACAGGAAGUAUCAUGGGAGAGCUGAAAAAGAUCCACGGUUGAGUUCAGAGAACAGGGAGAUCAUUGUUUCUCUGGGAAAACUGGCUUUUAACCAGCUGGAGAAAGGCCACCUGAUCUUCUACGAGGCAGACCUGGCAGAGUGUGACAUCAAUAUCAGAGCAGCCUCAGUGUACUCAGGAGUGUUCACCCAGAUCUUUAAAGAGGAGUGUGGGCUGUAUCAGGACAACGUGUUCUGCUUUGUCCAUCUGAGCAUCCAGGAGUUUUUGGCUGCCUUUUAUGUAUUCUGGUCCUUCAUUGACACUGGUAUGAAUCCACUCUCAAAAGAACAACCGACCUCUGGGGAAGAUAAACUCCUCCUCUUCUACCAGAGUGCUGUGGACAAGGCAAUACAGAGUGAGAACGGACACCUGGACUUGUUCCUCCGCUUCCUCCUGGGCCUCUCUCUAGAGACCAAUCAGAAUAUCCUGCUGGAUAGACGCCUGCUGGGACAGACAGAAAGUAGCCCAAAGACCAAUCAGAAAACAGUGUCUUACAUCAAGGAGAGGAUCAGUGGAGAUCUCUCUCCAGAGGGAAGCAUCAAUUUGUUCCACUGUCUGAAUGAGCUGAACGACCAUUCUCUAGAGGAAGACAUCCAUCAAUACCUGACAUCAGGAAGUCUCUCCAGAGGAUCUCUCUCCCCUGGUCAGUGGUCAGCUGUGGCCUUCAUCUUACUGACAUCAGAAAAGGAACUGGACGUGUUUGACCUGAAGAAAUCCUCUGCUUCAGAGGAUGUUCUUCUGAGGCUGCUGCCAGUGGUCAAAGCCUCCAAAACAUCUCUUCUGAAUAGCUGUCAUCUGUCAGAGAGAUGCUGUGAAGCUCUGGCCUGUAUUCUCAAAUCCAACACCUCUUGUCUGAGAGAGCUGGACCUGAGUAGCAAUUAUCUGAAGGAUUCUGGAGUGAAGGAGCUCUCUGCUGGACUGGGGAGUACACACUGUACACUGGAAACUCUCCGGCUGAAUGGCUGUAAUCUGUCAGAGAGAUGCUGUGAAGCUCUGGCCUCAGUUCUCAGCUCUAACCCCUCUAGUCUGAGAGAGCUGGACCUGAGUACCAAUGAUCUGCAGGAUUCAGGAGUGAAGCUGCUCUCUGAUGGACUAAGGAGUCCACACUGUACAUUGGUAACUCUCAGGUUGUCUGGCUGCCUGGUCACAAAGGAAGGCUGUGCUUCUCUGGCCUCAGCUCUGACCUCCAACCCCUCCCAUCUGAGAGAGCUGGACCUGAGCUACAAUCACCUAGGAGACUCAGGAGUUGCGCUGCUCUAUGCUGGAGUGGAGGAUCCACACUGGAGACUGGACAAUCUCAGUGUGGAGCACGGUGGAGAGUGGAGGAUGAAACCAGGUCUAAAGAAGUAUGCCUGUGAACUCACACUGGACCAAAACACAGCCCACAGACGACUCUCUCUGUCUGAGGGCAACAGAAAGGUGACACGGGUUGAAGAGAUGCAGUCAUAUCCUGAUCACCCAGAGAGAUUUGACUUCUAUUUCCAGGUGUUGUGUAGAGAGGGUCUGACUGGCCGCUGCUACUGGGAGGUAGAGUGGGAAGGAGAGGUUUCUGUAGGAGUGACAUACAGAGGAAUCACAAGGAGUGGAAUGGGUGAUGAUAGCAGGCUUGGAGGGAACGACAAGUCCUGGAGUCUUUCUUGUUGUGAUGAAAUGUGCAAUGUCUGGCACAAUGAUAUAUAUAACAGCAUACGUCUCCCCCCGCCUGGCUCUAACAGAGUAGGAGUGUAUCUUGACCGGCCUGCUGGCACUCUGUCCUUCUACAGAGUGUCCCCAGGUGGAGGAGGGUCCUCAGACACACUGACACACAUCCACACCUUCCAGUCCACCUUCACCCAGGAGGUCCUACUCCCUGGGUUUUGGUUUAUGAGUUCUGGUACCUCGGUGUCUCUGAGUCAUUUGUAGUGACACACACACACACACACACACACACACACACACACACACACACACACACACACACACACACACACACAG
Messenger RNA from Gadus morhua (Atlantic cod), 3356 nucleotides. RefSeq names its product NACHT, LRR and PYD domains-containing protein 3-like. Lineage: Eukaryota; Metazoa; Chordata; Actinopteri; Gadiformes; Gadidae. The record is from RefSeq and is a predicted model, not a curated record. The transcript has 9 exons. Gene Ontology annotation, molecular function: protein binding. Bases 12 to 3284 code for a protein of 1090 amino acids.